AUGGAAUCAGACGAUGAAGUUGGUAGUUCAUUUGCACUUGAUUCAAUCUCUGUCCGCUCUUGUGGAUAUCCACAACAAUACUCUUCUGGUGCCUUACGUCUUGAAUUUGCUUGUGAUUUUGAUUCAUCAACGGGUCAUACAUGUGAUAUCCGAGAUGAUUUUACGAACUUUUCACUCCAAUCUGCCAUUAACUAUACUAUAAGAUCACCAAAUAAUAUCAACGAUCGAUAUCUGGGUCCAAGAUGGACGACUGGCUGGAGUGGUGAUUCAUUUCUUUAUUGGUCACGUUCUGAUAGCACAUCACCAACAUUAAUCGAUGGACAAUUUAGAACACCUUUACUUGAAACCAAUAGAGAUAUGUGA
Rotaria sp. Silwood1 is the source of this 363-nucleotide messenger RNA. The record is from the annotation of a GenBank genome assembly. NCBI's taxonomy places the organism in Eukaryota, Metazoa, Rotifera, Eurotatoria, Philodinida, Philodinidae.